Molecule: messenger RNA, 798 nt
Organism: Rhipicephalus sanguineus (brown dog tick)
Lineage: Eukaryota; Metazoa; Arthropoda; Arachnida; Ixodida; Ixodidae
Exons: 3
Coding region: 178-798 (206 amino acids)
Source: RefSeq, a predicted model, not a curated record
UGUGUGUAGAGCCAAACUAAGAGUAGCAAACACACAGUGGAGCCCAGUGUACACAGAAGUACGAGUGAUUGACCAUGGAAAAAAAAGAAAAUGUUUAUUGACCGUUUACGUCAACUCUAGAAACGAAGUUUUGCAAUGGAUUGUUUAUAGUCAUACAAUCGCUGUGCUUUCCUAGGUAUGCGGGCUGAGCAAACGGCCUCAUGCAGUUGUGGCAAGGGAACGGAAAAGUCGCCACCAGCGACAAGGUCAGAGGCCACAUGGUCGCCAAUGCAUGGUGACCAUACGGAUGCCCUUCAUUCUGGGCAAGUCCCUCAGGGCAGGCCGCCAGUUUCAGAGCAGUUAUUUACAGGGCUCGAUUCUGCAGCGUUUCCAGGCCAACUGCGUGCAGAGGCUGCACCUGCAGAAACUCAGCCGCCCCAGCAUUCAAGGCCACAGCCACCUGCUGCGAGGGCACCACCAGCCUUCACUUUAAUGGGCAAUGGCAUGAUACACCUAGCCAACAAUGUCACCGUCAGCAAGGAGGUGUACGAGACACUGAUGGCAGUUCGAAAAUAUUCGCACUUCGUCAAGCGGGCGGCCACCGCAAUUUGGUCGUCUGAAGUGCUGCCGCUAAGAAGUUUUUCUGGGACACUGUCCAACAGGUAUCUGACGGAUGGAACUGAAAAAGCUCCACAGAGGCCCCUGACACCGCGAAAAGUUGACGCCUUGAAAGGCAAGCAAUAUUUUUUCUUUCCACCGUAUUUCUGUUUUUGCAUGUUCCAGUUUGCGUCUGGGGCUGUCUGGCAAACUUACGUGUAA